Anolis sagrei ordinatus is the source of this 2600-nucleotide messenger RNA. It is a transcript of the gene PREP, whose product is annotated as prolyl endopeptidase. Lineage: Eukaryota; Metazoa; Chordata; Lepidosauria; Squamata; Anolidae. The record is from RefSeq and is a predicted model, not a curated record. Gene Ontology annotation, molecular function: oligopeptidase activity; serine-type endopeptidase activity. Gene Ontology annotation, cellular component: cytosol. Gene Ontology annotation, biological process: proteolysis.
GCGUGGAGGGGAAGAGGUUUUGGCUGGCCUCGCCCAUCCCGGGCCCUCCUCUUCCUGCCUCCCGCCCCUCCGCACAGCGCUGCCUCUUCCCGGCUCCCCAGGCACGGCGGACCCAGCAUGCAGGCUUUCCAGUACCCCCAAGUCUUCCGCGACGAGGCGGCCGUGCACGAUUAUCAUGGCUGUAAAGUAACUGACCCUUAUAGCUGGCUAGAGGAUCCUGAUAGUGAACAAACAAAGGCUUUUGUGGAGGCACAAAAUAAGAUAACAGUGCCAUUUCUUGAGCAAUGCCCAACACGUGGUCUAUUUAAGGAACGAAUGACUGAACUCUAUGACUAUCCCAAAUACAGUUGCCAUUUCAAGAAAGGAAAAAGGUAUUUUCACUUUUAUAAUUCUGGACUUCAGAACCAACGGGUGUUAUACGUGCAAGAUUCCUUGGAAGCUGAAGCCAAAGUAUUUCUUGACCCAAAUAAGCUUUCUGAUGAUGGUACUGUGGCUUUACGAGGUUAUGCAUUCAGCGAAGAUGGCGAAUAUUUUGCCUAUGGUCUGAGUUCUAGUGGGUCAGACUGGGUAACCAUCAAAUUCAUGAAGGUGGAUGGUCAUGAAGAACUUCCAGACACAUUGGAAAUGGUAAAAUUUAGUUGUAUGGCUUGGACCCAUGAUGGAAAAGGCAUGUUCUACAACUCCUAUCCAAAGCAAGAUGGCAAAAGUGAUGGCACUGAAACGUCAACCAACUUACACCAGAAAUUAUACUAUCAUGUGCUAGGAACUGACCAGUCAAAGGAUGUUUUGUGCGCUGAAUUUCCUCAUGAGCCAAAAUGGAUGGGUGGAGUUGAGAUAUCUGAUGAUGGGCAGUAUGCUUUGCUAUCUAUACGGGAAGGAUGUGAUCCAGUAAACAGGCUGUGGUAUUGUAAUCUUCAAAAGGAAUCAAAUGGCAUAACAGGAAUUCUGAAGUGGGUGAAACUGAUAGACAACUUCGAUGCAGAAUAUGAGUAUGUCACCAACGAGGGAACCACCUUUACUUUCAAAACAAACCGCCAUGCUCCAAACUAUCGGUUAAUUAACAUUGAUUUUAGUGAUCCAGAGGAAGCCAAGUGGAAAGUGCUGGUUCCUGAACAUGGGAAGGAUGUUCUAGAAUGGGUAUCUUGUGUAAGAUCGAACUUCCUAGUGUUGUGUUAUCUCCAUGAUGUGAAGAAUGUUCUCCAGCUUCAUGACCUAGCAACUGGUUCUCAUCUCAAGACUUUUCCAUUGGAGGUUGGCAGCAUUGUAGGUUAUAGUGGCCAAAAGAAAGACACUGAAAUAUUUUAUCAGUUUACUUCCUUCUUAUCACCAGGUAUCAUUUACCAUUGUGAUCUCACCAAAGAAGAACUGGAACCAAGUGUUUUCCGUGAGGUCACGGUGAAAGGGUUUGAUCCUUCAGCUUACCAGACAGUACAGGUUUUUUACCCCAGCAAAGAUGGCACAAUGAUCCCCAUGUUUAUUGUCCACAAAAAAGGAAUCAAAUUAGAUGGAUCUCACCCAGCCUUCCUUUAUGGUUAUGGUGGCUUCAAUAUAUCGAUCACACCAAGCUACAGUGUAUCAAGAUUGAUUUUUAUAAGACAUCUGGGUGGCAUUAUGGCUGUGGCUAACAUCAGGGGAGGUGGCGAAUAUGGAGAGACCUGGCACAAAGGAGGUAUUUUGGCCAACAAACAAAACUGCUUUAAUGACUUCCAACAUGCAGCAGAGUAUCUUAUCAAAGAGGGAUAUACUUCUCCAAAGAAGCUGACUAUUAAUGGAGGUUCAAAUGGAGGCCUCUUAGUUGCUGCUUGUGCCAAUCAGCGUCCGGAUCUAUUUGGGUGUGUUAUUGCUCAAGUGGGCGUGAUGGACAUGUUGAAGUUCCAUAAAUUCACCAUUGGUCAUGCCUGGACAACAGACUUUGGCUGCUCAGAUUACAAAGAACAGUUUGAAUGGCUGUAUAAGUAUUCUCCUCUUCAUAAUAUCAAAACACCUGAAGGAGAUGGAGUCCAGUAUCCUGCCAUCUUAUUACUAACGGCUGACCACGAUGACCGUGUCGUGCCUCUUCAUUCCCUGAAGUUCAUUGCCACUCUGCAGUAUGUUCUGGGCCGAAACCCGAAGCAAACCAAUCCACUCCUAAUUCAUGUUGACACCAAGGCUGGCCACGGUGCUGGAAAACCAACGGCCAAAGUUAUAGAGGAAGCAUCUGACAUGUAUGCCUUUAUAGCGAGAUGCUUAAGUCUGGAGUGGAUAGAAUAGCUCACUGUUAUCUCCAUUUGAAAUCAAGGGCUUUAACAACAUUUUAAAACAGUAGGAGCACUUGGUGUAGUACUUACAUUUAAAGACUGCCACUCCCAGCUUCCUGUGAACUUUUCCGCUUCUAUUCAGUGUUUACUUCACUCAUUUUAGGUCCACUCAUCUGUUUUAAUUAGCAUGUUCCAAUAAAUAGGCAGAAUGCAGAUGAUGCUGUUAUGUGAAUUCUUAGACUCAAAGUUGAUGGUGGUGGUGGUGGUGGUGGUGACUCUUCUGUACAAUACAGUUUUAAUGUAAUUUUCUCCUUCUAAACAUAUCCUGCUCACUUGUAAUUAAAUGUAAGUACUGUUCCAGUA